GGGGAGAUUUUUCGAAGUUUUCAGAGGGCUGCCCUCUUAAGGAGUAAAUGUGUUUGAAAAGUGAGUGUAGAAAUUCAAAGACCCCCUAAAAAUGUUUCUGUAAGAUAUACAGUUAUCUGAUUUACAUAACAGUAUAAUGAGAAGGGUAGUUGCUACUGAUCGUAUAGCGGAGAUGCUGAGUGGCCGAAAGGCUCAACAAAAAGACUGUCAGAAAGUUGUUUUGGCCAGCCAGGGCUUGUUGGCCAAAAGGUAACUUUCCGACAGCCCUUUUGUUGUGCCUUUCUGCGACUCAGCACCUACGGUAUAUGGUGAAUAGUAACUAUCCUUUUCAUUGCAUUGGUACGUUCCAUAAUAUUCUCACUGCUUCAAAGUAGUGUUUGUGCUUUUGAAUUUCUAGGCCCCUCUAUUCAUUCUUUCAUAGUAAUUGUUGGUUCUUGCUAAAACAUCUAUGUUAGGGAAACAGAUUUGAUGGUUUCCCAGUCCUAGUGUAUGAUCUGCUACUACGAUAUAUCCAUCUUGCCAAGGGGACAAUUGCUCUUGCGUUCCUUGAGGAGGGUGUUAAUGCUUCUUUUCGUGGCUCCUUGGUCAAAAGUGCCAUGGGUACGCCCCAUUGUAUCAGUUUUUAGGUUUCCUUUGCGUUUAAUUCACCGUAUGAAGUGAGACAAGAAUGAUUGUCUGAAUCCCUGUGUAUGUGCUGUAACUAAUCUAAUGUUAUCCUUGUGAUCCCAGUGUGAGUGAUACAUAGUGGGUUGUUGUAUAUUCCUAUAGUCGUCAUUUAAAGCCAGUUUCCUGAAUCUUUGUUAAUAGAUUUUCUCAGGAUAGUUUACAUCUACCUUAGAGAGGCUUCCAGUUCAGUUCCUUCACUAUAUCUGCGACACUCUCCCAUUGGUAAACAAACCUGUGACCAUUCGUGCUUUCCUCCUCUGUAAACGUUGAGUGUCGACUGUUAGCCCUGUAUGGUACGGAUCCCACACACUUGAGCAAUAUUCUAGAACUGGCCACAUGAGUGAUUUGUAAGCAAUCUCCUUUGUAGACUGAUCACACUUCCUCAGUAUUCUACCAAUAAAUCGAUGUCUGCCACCUACUUUACCCACAACUGACCAUAUGUGACCAUUCCAUUUCAUAUUCCUACAAAGUGUUACACCCAGGUUUCUGUAUGAGUGGGCCAAUUCCAACAGUGGCUCAUCGUAUUAUAAUCAUAGGAUACUAUGUUUUUUUUUCCUUUCCUUUUUCUAGUUCAAGAAUUUACAUUUUUGAACAUUUAAAGCAAGUUGCCAAUUUCUGCAUCAUGUUAAAAUCUUAUCAAAAUCCAGCUGAAUAUUAAUGGAGCUUUUCUCAGACAACACUACAUUAUAGAUAACAGGGUCAUUUGAAAAGUGUUUGAGGUUACUGCUAAUAUUGUCUGCGAGGUCAUUAAAUAAUAGCAAGGGUCCCGGCACACUGGCCUGGGGGCACACCUGAAGUUAUUUCUACAUCUGAUGAUGACUCUCCGUCCAAGAUAACCUCCUGCAUCCUUCCUGCCAAAAAGUCCUGAAUCCAGUGACAAAUUCACUUGAUACCACAUAUGAUCAUACUUUUGACAAUAAGCAUAGGUGUGGCAUUAUAUUCUACAAUACUGUACUACAAAGAGGCAGGUUACUACUCGCCAUAUUGGGGAGAUAUAUGAAGAUAGUAACUGUUCUCAAAAGAACAGAUACCGCUGAUGACUGUGCAGCUUCUCUAGAAUAAAUGAUAAUUAAUUGAAAUCCUCAGCUGCCGACAGGUGUUGUUGACGUACCUCGAUGGGGACAGCUGAAAAUGUGUGCCCAGACCGGGACUCGGACCCGGGAUAUCCUGCUUACAUGGCGUGAAUAAUGAGUGGAUGGGCAAAGUAUCUAUUAAUAACAUUACGUAUGUGGAUUGUGGACAGUUGGGAAUGUAGGUUUCACAGGAAGUGUGCAAGGGAUAAGUCUCUGCAGUCGCACCAUUCAUAUGCGUCCUUGGUGGCUCAGAUCGAUAGAGCGUGUGGCAUGUGAGCAGGAGAUCCCAGGUUCGAGUCCUGGUCAGGGCACACAUUUUCAGCUGUCCACAUCAAGGUAUGUCAAAAACACCUGUCAGCAGCUGAGGGUUUCAAUUAAUUAUUACUUAUAUGGGGGAGAUAAUCAGUUGCUGAUAGGCACAACAGAAAGUCUGCUAAACAUGUGAGAUUUCAGCCAAAGGGCUUUUUGUAUGUAUUGUUUACUUCAGAAGGCCUUUUGUCUGAAAACUCACAUGCCUACCAGUCUUCUAGUUGUGCCUGUCUGUCUGGGACUCAAUUUUCUCUCUAUAUGGUGACUAGCAAUUUACCUUUUCUGUAAUAUUUUCAUUAUUUCAUACUGGAUUUUCUGGUAGCUAUAAUUGUUCUACAGCUCUGUAUUUCGGGUGACUUUACCCCAAGAGAACACCGAAUGAAUAUGUAGAAAAUGACUGAUAGGAUGGAAACUGCCUCGGGCACGCUGGGUGCUUGUGCCAAACUGUACUAGGCCAUGAGCGGACAAUGUAGAGAAAUAUGCCUUACAAAAUGGAAUGCCAAUGGGAAAAGUUCGAGUAGCCCUGCUGCAGAGUAUUCCUUGCAAUGAAAUGUUUCAAAUUGUAAUAUUGUGCAAUGUCAGUCUAUUAUUGGUUAUGAGGAAUCUGUCAUCAGUUUCAGAAGCCAGGGACACCCGGUUAGGUCCGAGCUUCCCGUCACGCCACUGUGCACAGCUGUCAGAACCGCCGUGCGACUCGGCGGGAAUGGCAGAGUGCGAAUGUGAAGGGGGCGUGCCUUUUGACAGUCUUCCAGAUGAAAUAAUAAUCAAUAUAUUUUCCUACUUCAGCUUCAAUGAACUAGUAGACAACGUACAAAAUGUCUGCAGGCGAUGGAAGAGGUUGGCCCACGCACCGACACUCUGGCUCAACAAAGAGUAUGCCAUCAGAGGGAGACGCUGGAGGCUGCAAGGACGGAGCUGCUGCGGGGUCCUUUUCUCAGAGUGCCGCCACUGCAAAUGCGUAAAAUCGGAUGUGCAGGUCCUGCAAGAAGCAGGUACCAUGCCACAGCUGCAUCGACUGACAAUCAUGCGUACGAUCAGAAGCCACAUCUUGUGCUCGAUGUGCACCGGUUGUCCGAACCUCACAAAUCUGCAGAUUCAGAGUUGCCAGAAUUUUCCCCACUCAACACUGGAGCAUAUAUUUGAGAAGUGUCCAAAGAUAAAGAAACUGAUAGUGCCGGCCAGCAUGCUGGGCAGCCUACAGUUCUUGCAACUACUGGCCAGCUUGGAACACCUGACCUGUCUGGUGGUGUUCGAGGACUUGGGGAAUACGGUGCCUGUGGGGCUCCACAUCCUGGCUGACGGCUGCCCACGGCUGGAGGAGAUACACACCAACUGGUACUAUUAUGACAGACAGGAAAUGGAAUACUUCCUGCAUGCAAAGAAGCACACCCUCACUUCUGCCACACUGCGCUGGACCUCGGGACUAGUGGGAAGGUGGUGUCUUGUGAAUCUGCUGAAAGAGUGUGACACUCCACUCAAAAGACUGCGGCUAGUCAGCUUUCACGUAAAGCCCAGCAUGGAGGCCACAGCAUUUGAAGCUCUCAGUGGGCUGCACAGUCUGGAGGAACUGCAUGCCGAGGGGAUCCAUGCGCAAAACCCCAAGCUGCUCACUCGUGUAUUUCAGCCCGGAUGUCUACCACAGCUCUAGCGGCUGCAGCUGCAGUAUGCUACCAACCUCCAGAAUGAGACUGUGCUUGCUAUUUCACGGGGCUGUCCCAAUCUGUGUGAGCUGAGGUUAAGGAAGUCAGAGUUUAUUACCGACGUAGGACUCAGCGAGAUCCACCGUCUGAAAAAUUUAAAAAUAUUGGAGCUUUCUGGGUGCAACGGGCUGGGUGGAACUGCAAUCGCUCGGUUGCACAGCUUCCACUUCUGCACACACUGGUUCUUCAGUUGUUCCACAACCUGUGUGCACUACAGCCGGGCCUUCAACACGUACUGAACUUGAAGGAGCUGAGGUGCCUCGAUAUCCUCAAGAGCUGCAAUAUCAAAGCUAUGCCGUUUGUUGAAUUUCCUGAGAAGCUGUUGAACCUCAGGGAGCUACGUGUGACAUAUGGCAGGCCAGAUAGAAAUGUUGUUAAUCAGUUGCAACAGAAAAUGCCUCAUCUCAAGGUCUACAAUACUUACCGAUAUACAGAGGACAAUCUCGCAAUAAACGACAUUGAGAUGGAUGACGGUGCAGCUAUUGAUGAGUAUUGUGCUGGUGAUGAUUAUUAUUUUGGUGAUGAUUGUUAUUAUGGUGAUAAUUAUAGUGAUGCUUAUGAUGAUGAUGACUAUGAUGAUGAGGAUGAAAGUGACUGAGGAUGGUUGUUACUAUGAUGAUGACUGCAAAAUGAGGAGUGAAAAUAUGAUUUUUGUUCACAACUUGCAGAUAGUAACAUUGGGGCUACUGCAUGAACGGAUUAUCUGAAAAUUAAAUGAGAGACAGAAUACGCAUUUAUUGCAGUAUUGUGUAAGAAGUGCCAAGAAAGUAUUGCCAAAAAUAAAAAAGAAUCACAGUUUUUUGCA
Molecule: messenger RNA, 4553 nt
Organism: Schistocerca gregaria
Lineage: Eukaryota; Metazoa; Arthropoda; Insecta; Orthoptera; Acrididae
Exons: 7
Coding region: 2545-3696 (383 amino acids)
Molecular function (GO): protein binding
Source: RefSeq, a predicted model, not a curated record